Messenger RNA from Phytophthora infestans T30-4, 918 nucleotides. RefSeq lists its product as uncharacterized. Gene Ontology annotation, molecular function: protein binding. Lineage: Eukaryota; Oomycota; Peronosporomycetes; Peronosporales; Peronosporaceae. Bases 1 to 918 code for a protein of 305 amino acids. The record is from RefSeq and is a predicted model, not a curated record. The transcript has 3 exons.
AUGCGGGAGUCUGAAUUUGAGGUGCUACAAGAAUGCGUCCGAAAGCCAGCCCACUGGGAAAUGCUAACUCUGCUGCACGAACUCCAGUACGGAGAUGACAACACGACGGAGAUCGCUGUGCUGCAGUGCUCGUGUAUGGCAACUCGUGGAGAUGGCGAUACCCUACGUCGGAUUGGCGUCUUGCCACUAGUGAUUGGACUCUUGAAGGACGGCACCGGUAACCAGAAAUUGUGGGCAGCUGAGGUGCUGGUGACACUGGCAAGCCAUAGUGAUGACAAUUGCGUGGCUAUCACGCGUGCUGGGGCGAUCUCACCUCUGGUUGCUCUUCUGCGAUCCGGAACCGAUAUGCACAAGCAGGAAGUGGCCUACGCGCUUGGAAAUCUGGCUGCAAACAACGAAGGGAAUCGUGGUAAAAUUGCCCGUGAAGGUGCCAUUCCACCAAUGGUGGCGUUUGUGAAAGAUGGGACCGAUGUUCAGACCCAGUGGGCUGUGUACGCUCUGAGGUUUCUGUCUCUGAGUAACGAAGAGAAUCGCGUGCUGAUUGCUCAAGAGGGCGCAGCUCCCUCGCUCAAUCUUGCUCAUAAUGUCUCCAACCGCGAGAUAAUUACGCAAAACGGCGCCAUCGCUCCACUGAUUGAGCUGCUCCGAUCAGGAACUGCAAUGCUCAAGCAGCGGGCGGCAUUUGCGUUGGGAAAUUUAGCAUGUGACAGCGAUUCAGUAUCCGAUUUCGACGAUGCAAUAGUGCCACUUGUCGAGCUCGUGCGAGCACGCUCCGAUACUCAGAAGGAGCAUGCAGCUUACACAUUGGGGAACCUGGCCUCCAACAACGAUGACAGACGUGAUGAGAUCGGGCGCAGAGGAGCUAUUCCACCGAGCCAUCGCACCACUUACUUCUCUCAUGGAGGAAGGGACCGAUGA